ACGAGAAAACAAAGUUCUUCUCAUACAAGAAAUCAUGAAGCCGAUAUACAUUGUUGCAUCAUUGUUCGGACUAUUCCCUUACAGGAUAAAGUUUCAAGAUCACACGAACUAUUUCAUAAUCAAUCGUAAAUCGGUGUACGUUAAUUCGUUAUGCGGUAUUUCGGUGGUGUUAGUUGCUCUCGCAUUUCUCGCUUUGCAUAUUCAAGACGUGUUUGUAUCCAGCGAAAAUGUAUCGAUGACCGAAGUGAUAAUGACACAAAUUAAUUAUGUACUGGAGUUAGUGUCACUGGUUGUCUUUUGCGCGGUUGCAUACACUAGUGUUUUUCUCAACCGAGCGUAUUAUUUGAAAAUAUUAAAUACGUUGACCACAACGUGGUACGAUACGCCGCCUAACAGGAGACAUCAGAAUAUUCUUUCUCGUCUAAAAUUUCAAGUAAACUUCGUUGCAAUGGGCAGUCUCGUUACAGUUGUAAUCCUACAAGUCGCUAUCAACUUCACACGAGACAAUAGCUUGUGGAAAAUGAUCCUUGUCGCUAUGACUUUUAAUUUAGCUCAAAUAAUACAGUUUGUUACAUUGGCUUUAUAUUAUGUUCUUGUCAUGUUGGUGGUCGCUUUAUUGAACAAUAUAAACGAGCAUUGCUCGGAACUUGUAAGAGAUAAGAGGAGUCUCUCUGAUGGAGUUAUAAAGGUUAAACCCAAACACUUGGUUACGCUGCGACAGAUGGAGUUAGCUUAUGUCAAAGCGUUCGAAAUGAAAUCGUAUAUAAAUGAGGCAUUCCAGGGGCCUAUUCUGGCAACUGCAAUACAGUGCUUCCACUCGAUGGUGAGUGAGGCCCACAUUAUCUACCAUGGUAUUGUGGUGGAAAGGAGCCUUACCACACAUGACGUCAUAAAUUGUUCUAUUUGGAUUGUUUAUCAAAUUUUAAAAAUUUAUUUACUAGCGUAUGCUGGAAAUUUGUUAAAACUAGAGGCGUUGAGAAUCGGUCAAACGUUGCACAACAUUCCAACUGACAAUCAGGAUUUAAGAUGGUUACUGGAGAUUCAACACUUUUCGUCACUUAUGUCGUAUCAACGUAUUGAGAUGACUGUAUACGAGUAUUUUCCACUUGAUGCUACACUCAUGUAUAAUAUGGUGGCAUCCGCGACGAUGUAUUUAAUUAUUUUAGUACAGUUCGAUAAAAAAAUAUAAAUUCCCAAGAUUUUGAAAGAAAGAAAGAAAGAAAAAAGCUUUAUUAGAGAAUUAUGCCACAAAACACAAUUUGUUCUUUAAAAAUAUCCUGCGAUGUGGGGCACAACCCAGUAAACGGAUCCAACUCAGCAUAAUGCUGCAUACUUUUUAAAUAAAAAGAGCAUGCAGCGCUGGUUUUCAGUUGGAACCGUUGACCAGAAGCCGCCACAAACACAACACACAACAACCUUAUUAACUAAAAUAAACAAUAAUAAUAACUUAAACUUAAAAUAAUACAUUACAAUUAACUAAAAUAAAAAGGAAAAACAAUAAAAUGCCAUACUAAAAA
Messenger RNA from Bicyclus anynana (squinting bush brown), 1517 nucleotides. RefSeq lists its product as uncharacterized. The record is from RefSeq and is a predicted model, not a curated record. Gene Ontology annotation, cellular component: neuronal cell body; dendrite; membrane. The transcript is spliced from 4 exons. Bases 35 to 1189 code for a protein of 384 amino acids. NCBI's taxonomy places the organism in Eukaryota, Metazoa, Arthropoda, Insecta, Lepidoptera, Nymphalidae. Gene Ontology annotation, biological process: sensory perception of taste.